AUGCAACUCCGUUCUUUGGUAUUCUGGCUCUCUUUUGGGUCUCUGACUUUGGCAUUGCCGUCUUCGCGAGGAUCCAUCGAAAGCCGAGACCUUGUUGAAAGACAAGAUGGAGCAUGUACAAAUGGCCCCCGGACACGAAAUUGUUGGAGCAACGGUUAUUCCAUUGCCACUGAUUUCGAUGCCAAGUCGCCCCCUGAUGGCACAAUUGUGACAAUUUCAAAUGUCACGCGGGCGAAUCCAGAUGGAAGCGGCGGAAGUCGACCUAUGAUGCUCAUCAACAACCAAUACCCUGGUCCAACGAUUCGAGCAAAAUGGGGCGAUACUUUGGUCAUUAACGUGAAGAACAAUCUGCGAGAUAACGGCACCGGCAUCCACUGGCAUGGCGUUCGGCAACUGAACACUUGCCAGCAUGAUGGAGUACCCGGAAUCACCGAAUGUCCAAUUGCCCCAGGAAAAACACGCCAAUAUCGAUUCCGAGCGACUCAAUUCGGCACGACGUGGUACCAUUCCCACUGGAGUGCACAGUACGGAGACGGUGUACUCGGUACUUUGAUCAUCGAUGGCCCUGCUACGGCCAACUAUGAUGAGGAUCUGGGCGUUCUACCUAUAACUGAUUGGUAUUAUCCGCCGGUUUUCACUCUGAAUGAGGUUGCUCAGCAUUCUGUCCGUGGACCGCCUCCGGCCGACAAUCUCCUCGUAAAUGGCACUCACAUCAAUCGCAAUGGCGGAGGAAACUACGCCAAGAUGACUGUAACCAAGAACAAGAAAUACCGUAUUCGAAUUAUCAACACUUCGGUCGACAACUACUUCAGCGUUUCCAUGCAUGGUCAUCCCUUCACUGUCAUCACUUCUGAUUUUGUGCCGAUCAAGCCAUUCAUCACCGACCAACUAAUGAUAGCCAUCGGCCAACGCUACGAUGUAAUCAUCAACGCUAACCAGACAUCUGGCAACUACUGGUUCCAGGUAGCCGUCGGAGCCUGCGGUAGCAACUCAAUCUCAACCGCAGGCGUACAACUCGGUGCCAUCCUGCACUACAGCGACGCCCCAGAUACCCAACCCACAUCCACAGGCGUCACUCUACGCACAGCUUGCGUAGAAGAAUCGACCAAAAACCUCGUCCCCUUCGUGCCAAACGAAGUCCCAGCCUCCGUCGUCGGCACCGCCGACCAGUUAACCGUAAACAACUUCCAAGACCCCAACAAGGACAACCUCUUCCGCUGGCUCAUCGACGGCACCCCCCACGUCGUCGACUGGAACAAUCCCUCCCUCGAAACCGUCCUCGCAGGCAGCACCAACUUCGGCAACAACUCAAACGUCCACGAAAUGCCCUCCAGCGGCUGGUACCUCUGGUGGAUCCAGUCCACCGCCUCCAUCGCGCUGCCGCACCCCAUCCACCUACACGGCCACGACUUCUACAUCGUCGGCUCCGGCUCCGGCACCUGGGAUGGGACUACAGCCGGCCUCACGCUGAGCAACCCUACCCGUCGCGAUACGUCCACGUUGCCCCCGGGGGGCUAUCUGCUCAUGGCGUUCCCCGCGGAUAACCCGGGUAUGUGGAUUAUGCACUGCCAUAUUGCGUUCCAUGCGUCGCAGGGACUUAGUAUGCAGUUUAUGGAGCGUAGGAGUGAGAUUAAGGGGUCGAUUGGGGAUACGGGCGCGUUUAAGACGGGGUGCGAUGAGUGGGAUGGGUAUUGGUUUCCUGGUAAUCAUCCCUAUGAGAUGACGGAUUCGGGGAUUUAG
Dothidotthia symphoricarpi CBS 119687 is the source of this 1740-nucleotide messenger RNA. Its product is annotated as multicopper oxidase. NCBI's taxonomy places the organism in Eukaryota, Fungi, Ascomycota, Dothideomycetes, Pleosporales, Dothidotthiaceae. The transcript is spliced from 5 exons. The record is from RefSeq and is a predicted model, not a curated record. Gene Ontology annotation, molecular function: oxidoreductase activity; copper ion binding. The coding region runs from base 1 to 1740 and encodes 579 amino acids.